GUCUAGUUCAAGUGAAGUGAAUACUACCGGUCCCAUAGCGCCCUUCACCUUCCAUUCACUCUUUACUCAUUUCAAUUCGACAAAGAUGGCGCUGGCGGCCUACAGGCACCUACUUCGAGCGACACGCACAGCCUUUCAAGACGACUACCAUCUCCUCCAUGCUGCCCGGAUGCAAGCACGCACUGGGUUCGAGACGCUAAGGACAAUGGACCCCGAUUCAGAGGAGGCGAUCAAGGGCAUAGCACACGCUGAGGGUGUAGCGUCAAUAUUACGACACAAUGUCGUGCAAGGCAAGCUGGUCGACGGUUCAAAUGUGAUACGGCUGAAUAUACACGAGGACACAGAGAAAGGCGAUAAUGAUACCGUCAAGAAUCCCCUCGGUAAAGGCGGAAAGAUCAAAGUUGGUGGUGUAUGAACAAUCAAAAGCUUGGAUUUGUUCAUUUUUGUGAACACAUGAUGAUACCCAGUGGACGGCCUGUUCUCGCCAUUGCAUGCCAGUUGCAUGCUGUGUCGCAACGCCGUGCUGUUCUGUACAGAUAAAGAUACCUUUGACACGAAAAGCUUAAUCACCAGCCAAACUGGCAUAGGUGACUUCCCCUUGACCUGGUGGGGGCGCCACAGUGAAGCUCGCAUUUCCUUCAACAUCCGCACCCUCAAUUUGAGCCUGGCUGUUACCAGUGGUGAUGGCUCUCUGACCAGACUGCUGAGCUUUGAGAGCAGCUGCAGUUUCCCGACCUUCUCUUGCC
Cladophialophora immunda is the source of this 746-nucleotide messenger RNA. RefSeq lists its product as uncharacterized. The record is from RefSeq and is a predicted model, not a curated record. Gene Ontology annotation, biological process: mitochondrial respiratory chain complex III assembly. The coding region runs from base 86 to 415 and encodes 109 amino acids. The transcript has 2 exons. Lineage: Eukaryota; Fungi; Ascomycota; Eurotiomycetes; Chaetothyriales; Herpotrichiellaceae.